AUGGUGUCGAUUCUGCGACUGUAUCUGGCGCACGUGUUAAUACCACUGCUCAUCGCCAGUACAGCCAAAAUGCGACUUGUGGUGUCCACGGGUGAAGUGAUCUUGUGCGUCUGUGCGCUCGCUCUCGCGCUCUACCUGUCGCCCUUUUUCAUUGAUGAAGUGAACGCCAAUGCUUCCAACGCCUGGGAGUUUCUUCUCGUAUGGGACGACGAGGAGAACUUCCUGGAGAACAAGGUGAUCCGAAGCGGCUUGAAUGUAACAAACCUCUACGCUAUGUUCACAAUGACCAAGAUCAACGUGUACGAGCCAUUCGGGUGGAUACUCAAGGCAAUCCAAGUGCAGGUAGUGGGGCUUGACUCCUGGUGGAUUCGAAUUGUGUCGACUGCGCUGCAUUUCGUAGCUGCGGCGGUGUUGGCACGAACCUCCGCACAACUACUCAACAUUAUGGCGCUGCUUUCGGACAUCAAAGCAAGAAUUUCAGUAGAUAAGGUGACGGGGCUGCGGCGAGAGAGAAAUCGCUGGUAUGGCUGUUGUAUCAGCGCCAUGAUAUUCGCCAUUCAUCCGAUUCACGUGGAGGUCAUCGCAUGGCCGUCCGCGCAGCCUUACACACUGUGCGCGCUAUUGAGUAGCCUGACGUUGUAUGUCUACGUCCAAGCACUGUAUCGGAGGCUAUGCAAAGUCCACAAUGGAAAGGUAAAUGCCAUUGCUAAGCUGAUGAAGAGUGUGUUCGUCGGAGGUGGGCAGAGUGAUCUGCUCUGUUGUGUUACGUUGGUGUCCAACUACAACGGAAUGCACCCGGACACCGACUUGUUCUCGCUCACACUUAGUGAACGAGUGUUGAAGGCGACAACGAUGCCAGCGUGGGUUCUACGUCGGAUCCUGUGGCCAGCGAAGCUGCGACCGCAUUAUCAACUUCGUCCAGGAGUUUUAAGCCUGACCAACUCGGACUACUUGCUGUCUCUCUCGGUGUCAAUGGCUCUAGUUUUAUUCACGAUCUGGCUGUUCCGACAUCGUCAAGCACCGCAACAUCUGCUUGCUCUGGCAUAUUUUGCCAUCAUGGUGCUACCGGUCUCAGGCCUCAUUCAGCAUGGCAUGGUGUCUGCUGGAUGUGAUCGCUACGCCUACUUUUGUAGCAUUGUCUUUGUUCCUUACGGUGGAUCCUUGUUGGCGCAGCUUUUUGGUGAUCAGGAGGAGAACGUCAAGGAUCAAGAACCCGAGAACAGUCAAACGCAGCGCAAACACGAGCAUACAACAAUUGGCAUUAGCGCCGUGUUUCUUCUCGGAUAG
This is a messenger RNA of Phytophthora infestans T30-4, 1287 nucleotides long. RefSeq lists its product as uncharacterized. The coding region runs from base 1 to 1287 and encodes 428 amino acids. The transcript has 5 exons. Gene Ontology annotation, molecular function: mannosyltransferase activity. Gene Ontology annotation, cellular component: endoplasmic reticulum. The record is from RefSeq and is a predicted model, not a curated record. Gene Ontology annotation, biological process: endoplasmic reticulum unfolded protein response; protein O-linked glycosylation via mannose. Lineage: Eukaryota; Oomycota; Peronosporomycetes; Peronosporales; Peronosporaceae.